CUUAAAAAAAAUAAAAUUAAAGUAAACCCUACAAAAAAUGCAACGGUACAAAGCAAAAUUCAUGGUUUCCCAUAAGACAUUUAAUACUACUACAUUAUAAGUAUGAUCAGAGCUUACAGAAGAUGCAAGAUUUAUCUCCAUUUCACCAAUUCAGAAGAUUAAAAUUAAAUAAAAUAGUACUCCAAAGUACAGAAGAAAUACUACUUUAAUAUUUUAUCUCUAAAGUCCCAAAAUUUACCAGUAACACGUAAAAUAAUAUUUUUCUUUUAUCAAAUAAUAAAAAUUGACGAGAAAGUUCAUUACCCAAUGAGUGAGUGAGUUUAGGUUUUAAAAGGAGGAAUAAAUGGUGGUGAUGACCAGUAGCUAACCCCUUCAGAAAACAGAGCCAGAGUCAGCCCAGACAACACCAUUAUUUGCAUCUCUGCCAGCUCCAAACACUCCCACGUUCUUCCCCCUUUUCCCCUCUCCUCAAUCAAUUCCUUCUUCUUCAUCAUCAAUCUGAAUGUGCCAUUUUUCUUCAUUUUUGAUUUCUUGAAUCCUUUCCUCCACCCCUUCAUUAUGAUUACACUACAAGGGGCAAUGCUGAAGAAGAAACCAAAGCCCUUUUCGGUUUUCUCUCUGUUUCUCUGUUUCUUGAUAGUUUCCCAGAUCUGUUUCCGUUCAGUUGCAGGAGAAGAUGUUGAUGGAGCUGAUCUUGAUACCAUCAGGGAUGACAGCAAGAAGCUCCAUUUUGACAACCCGAGUCUCCAGCAAGCUUACAUUGCCCUUCAGGCAUGGAAGUUAGCCAUUUUCUCUGACCCUUUUAAGUUCACGCAGAACUGGAUUGGUCCCAAUGUGUGUUCUUACAAAGGCGUUUACUGUGCUCCCUCUCCUUCUAAUUCUUCCCGGCUAGUCGUCGCCGGGAUUGACCUUAACCACGCUGACAUCGCCGGGUACUUGCCGCCGGAGCUCGGCCUCUUGACCGAUCUGGCUCUCUUCCACAUCAACUCCAACCGAUUCUGCGGCGUUGUUCCCAAAUCGUUCAGGAAUCUCAAGCUGCUCUUCGAGCUGGACCUCAGCAACAACCGAUUUGUUGGUGGGUUUCCGAAAGUGGUGUUGUCUUUGCCUUUGCUGAAGUUCCUGGACUUGAGGUUCAAUGAUUUUGAAGGGCCGGUUCCGUCUCAGAUUUUCGACAAGCGUUUGGACGCUUUGUUCUUGAACGACAACAGAUUCCGGUUCGGAAUCCCGGAAAAUCUUGGGAACUCUCCGGUUUCCGUCCUUGUUCUGGCUAACAACAACUUGGGAGGAUGUAUUCCGGGCAGCAUUGGGAAAAUGACCAAGACUUUGAACGAACUCAUCUUGCUGAAUGACAACUUGACCGGUUGUUUGCCGGCACAGAUCGGGUUGUUGAAGAGGCUGACGGUUUUGGAUGUGAGCUUUAAUCAUCUACAGGGAUCCCUUCCGGCAACCAUCGGAAGAAUGAAGAGCUUAGAGCAGCUGGAUAUCGCUCACAACCGGUUCACCGGUGUGAUUCCGGCCAGCGUUUGCAGGCUUCCCAGGUUGCAGAAUUUCACUUAUUCUUUCAACUAUUUCACCGGAGAAGCUCCGACUUGCGCAGCCAGCCUGGGUGGAAAGGUUGGGGAUGAUCAGGAGAACUGCAUUGCCGGGAAGAAGAAUCAGAGAUCAGCUAAGGAGUGUUCUUCUAAUGAUGCGAAGCCUUUUGAUUGUAGAAAAGCCAAGUGCGGAAACUCGCCGCCGUCGCCGUCAAGUAGGAAUAGACCUCCGGUUGGAAGAUUGUCGCCGCCUAAGCCCAAUAGGCCUCCCAGACCAUUCAAGGGAUCACCACCGCCGCCGCCGUCUUCCGCAUCUUCGCCGUCGACGAGAUCACAUCCUCCACCACCGCCGUCCUCCACUCCUCCAACAACAACGCCCCCAACUCCUACCACACCGGUAAACCCUCCAACAACGCCGCCAACUCCUUCCACACCGGUAAACCCCGUCCCACCGCCACCCAAGGAAGAGGUUUCCCCCGGAACCCACUAUAGGUCGCCUCCGCCGCCUGCUCCAGUUAACCCACCAUCUCCUCCGGUGAAUACUCCCACACCAAGUUACCAGAGCCCACCACCACCUCCUCCACCAGUCUAUACUCCGACACCAACUUACCAGAGUCCGCCACCACCUCCACCACCGGUUUACCAGUCUCCUCCACCUCCGCCAGUUUACACCCCAACACCAACUUACCAAAGCCCACCUCCGCCUCCGCCAGUCUACACUCCUACACCAAGUUAUCAAAGCCCACCACCACCGCCGCCGCCAGUUUACCAGCCUCCUCCAUCUCCGGCACCAAGUUACCAAAGCCCACCUCCACCGUCUCCAGUUUACACCCCGACACCAACUUAUCAAAGCCCCCCGCCGGCACCUCCAGUAUAUACUCCACCACCUACUUACCAAAGUCCGCCUCCACCACCGCCAGUUUAUACACCAACGCCGACUUAUCAAAGUCCACCACCACCACCGGUUUACACACCAACACCAACUUAUCAAAGCCCCCCUCCACCUCCACCACCACCGCCAGCCGAAUGUAAUGAACCGGUCCCACCGCCACCACCAUCAUCCCCUCCGUAUUCCUACACCUCACCACCGCCUCCAUCCCCGUCGCCACCACCACCUCCGGUAGUAUAUUCAUCACCCCCACCACCACCACCUCCCCAAUCUCCACCACCACCAGUAGUAUACCCAUCACCGCCGCCACCACCGCCGGUGGUACAUUCACCACCACCACCAUCACCAUCCCCACCACCACCUCCAUCACCAUCGCCACCACCUCCACCUGUAUAUUCUCCGCCUCCGCCUCCGCCGAAAUCACCGCCACCUCCACCACCAACAGUGGCGGCUCCUCCACCGGAAUGGAACGUGCCUCUUCCUCCAGUCGUAGGAGUCUCUUACGCAUCACCACCACCCCCAACCAUUCCAUAUUACUAAACCCCAAAAGUAAAGGAUUGAAAUGGGUGGGAAGGAUAAUUAUGACUUUUGCGCGGCUGCCAUAAUUUGUACUUUGGAGCAAUGAUUUUAUAAUUUGUUAUAGCUGGUAGUAAGAGUAUAUUAUGAUCAUAUAUGGGUAGUAGUAAUUUUUGGGGGAUUUUUUUUUUUUUUUUUCCAUUUUGGGUUUGAGGCCUAAUUUAUUUCAUUGUGAUAUUACAAGAAGAUGGGAUAACAUUGUAUUAAUUGCUAUACAAAUGUUUAUUUGUGUAUAAUCGAAAUUUACAUUAUAUCCAUUUUUUCAUUCAAAAGGGUGCGUCUUGAGUUAUGUUUCUGGUUUCUGAGUUCUUGUAAGGUUUUGAAGUUUGAACUGGGCAUCAUAAUGUUGUCCAGAUGUUCGCAUCUAACUCUUUCGAAUGCUAGUUAACUUGGUAUCUACGGUAUUUCUCCAACAUCUUUGUGUAUAUACUCCUUUUGUCUUUGUCUUAAAAUUAUUGUUAAGUUAAGAUUUUAUUUUUAGUACUCCUUCCGUCCCAUAAUUAUUGUCCUAUUUGAG
Molecule: messenger RNA, 3514 nt
Organism: Oldenlandia corymbosa var. corymbosa
Lineage: Eukaryota; Viridiplantae; Streptophyta; Magnoliopsida; Gentianales; Rubiaceae
Source: the annotation of a GenBank genome assembly